AUGAACAGUUUAAGAUUAAUCGUAGCCCUAUGCUGCCUCGAAAUAGAAGCGCAAACAUGGCUACAAACGGCAUUGGAGCGUUCAAACGGAACACUGGACGUGCGAUCAUUUCCGGGUGAACAGUGUUUGCGUCAGUGUGACGACACGCAGCCACGGAUUUGCCACUUUGCCUGGACGAUGGAACACUACCACGUGAUGGGACCUGCUUGUCGGGACUGCGCUAAAGGUAAACGGGAGGACUGCUAUCAUCCGGCCUGCAUCACAGCUGAUGGUGUCGAGCGAGGUGUUAUGAGUAUCAACCGGAAAAUCCCCGGGCCAGCCAUCAGCGUGUGCCGAGGGGAUCUACUCGUGAUCGAUAUCACAAACGCCAUGGCUGGCACAUCCGCUACCAUCCACUGGCACGGAUUACAUCAGCGUGCGACGCCCCACAUGGAUGGCGUUCCGUUCAUCACGCAAUGUCCGAUCGGAUUCGGGAACACCUUCCGGUACGCUUAUCACGCCACCGAACCCGGAACUCAGUUCUAUCACUCGCACUCGGGACACCACAAGGUGAACGGCCACUACGGUGCGCUUGUGAUACGUGAGCCCCGCAAGGAUGACCCAAAUGGUGACCUCUACCACUACGACACACCGGCCCACGUGAUUCUGGGGUCCGACUGGAUGCACAUCGACGGGGAAAUGUUUAUGCCCGGGCUUCCAUCGGCCGGCGGAAUCAUGCCGGUGAACCUACUCAUCAACGGACGAGGGACGUUCCGAGGUUCCACGCAGACACCGCUGGAGGUGUUCUACGUACGUCGGGGGGCACGCUUCCGGUUCCGAUUCAUCAACGCGGCUAGUCACGUUUGCCCACUUCAGCUACAGAUCGAAGAUCACACGAUGGAGAUCAUCGCCAGCGACUCGUUCCAUCUACAGCCGCGCAAGGUGGACACACUGGUCACCACUUCCGGUGAGCGGUAUGACUUCAUUGUCGAUGCACAAGGUGCUAGAGAUACCUACUGGGUACGCCUACGAGCCCUUGGACCAUGUGAACAGCUUCAACUCGAGCAGUACGCCGUCCUCAGCUACACCGAUACACCAUUGCCUGAUGCAGCCUUCCCGACAGAGCCUCCGCCGCCUUAUGAGAAGCCGUUCCCUAACGCUGCAACGAUAAACCAUCCGAACGCCACUUGUGGGCAACCGGAGUUUGAAGACUACUGUAUCACCGACCUACAGGCCUACGACACGGACGAAGCGGUCGUGAACGGACUUCCGGAUCAUCAGUUUACACUUGGCUUCUAUAACUAUCCUGUCUCUUUUAACGAUAUGUUCGAGCGGCGUCCAUAUGAACAUUUUAUGAAUAUCCACGCUGACAUUAUGCUACAGGGUGCCAUCAACAACAUCAGCCUUGCUUAUCCACCCUUCCCGCUCCUCACACAACCGGAGCAGAUCGACGAAAGCAUGUUCUGCACAAGCGAAAACCGACCUGCCCGAUGCGCCGACCGCCAACUCUGCACCUGCAUCCACCGGAUCAAGAUCAAGCAGGGCGCCCUCGUGGAGCUGUACAUCCUCGACCUAACGCCCUCCGUCGGUGACCUAAACCACCCGUUCCACCUGCACGGCUACCAGAUGUUCGUGAUGGAGCUCGGCCAGGACCGGCGGGUUCCGAUCACGGUCGAAAUCGCCCAACAGAUCGCCCGCCAGCGACUUCGGCAGCGUAACGCGGCCGGACUUCCGCCCCGCAAGGACACCGUGUCCAUUCCGAGCCGGGGUUACGCACGGGUUCGCUUCCGUGCGGACAAUCCCGGCUUCUGGUUGAUGCACUGUCACUACGAGUGGCACACGGCGGUCGGUAUGGCGCUGGUGCUGCAGGUCGGCGAAACGGACCAGAUGGUGAAACCGCCGGCCGGCUUCCCCAAGUGCAACAGCUACACCCCGCCAGUGGAGGAUCUGCUGACGGAUGGUCUCUGA
Anopheles coustani is the source of this 1947-nucleotide messenger RNA. RefSeq lists its product as uncharacterized. The record is from RefSeq and is a predicted model, not a curated record. Lineage: Eukaryota; Metazoa; Arthropoda; Insecta; Diptera; Culicidae. Bases 1 to 1947 code for a protein of 648 amino acids. Gene Ontology annotation, cellular component: plasma membrane. The transcript has 5 exons. Gene Ontology annotation, molecular function: copper ion binding; oxidoreductase activity. Gene Ontology annotation, biological process: iron ion transport.